Seriola dumerili (greater amberjack) is the source of this 2953-nucleotide messenger RNA. Its product is annotated as anoctamin-1-like. Gene Ontology annotation, biological process: chloride transmembrane transport. NCBI's taxonomy places the organism in Eukaryota, Metazoa, Chordata, Actinopteri, Carangiformes, Carangidae. The transcript is spliced from 25 exons. Bases 1 to 2943 code for a protein of 980 amino acids. Gene Ontology annotation, cellular component: plasma membrane. The record is from RefSeq and is a predicted model, not a curated record. Gene Ontology annotation, molecular function: chloride channel activity; protein dimerization activity.
AUGACAGAGGAAGCAAAGGUGGAAGUCAGCCUGUCUCCAGCCUCCGGGUCUGAGCCGCAGGCUCCACAUUUUCUGCGAGAUGUGAUCUUCCAUGGCAAGUUAAAGCUGCUGAAAGCUCUGAGCCCAGAGGAAAACACCCACUGCCACCAUGGCCUCUAUUUCCAGGAUGGUCAGCGGCGUGUUGACUACGUCCUUACCUACCCUGUGAAGAAGCUGGGUGGGGGCCGCUCCUGUCGACAGUCAGCACACCUGCUGACUGAAAAUGCUUUUGCCCGUAGUCUACGCCGUGGCCCCCACAGCCGUGGCCCCCACAGCCAUGACCCCCACAAUCGUGAUGAACAUCUUCGACAAAACCCAGCACGGAGGGCAAAAGAUUCAUCGUCUCUGCCAUCAUCACCAGUGGCUGACAUGGAUCUUGGCUGUCCAGGAGAGACCAUCAACGUCCAGGAGGAUCACAAGGCCUUCAGGAGGGAGGAGUUUGAGGGGAAACUGAGAGACAUGGGGUUGGAGCUGGAGAAAGAUGAAGAUGCCAAGACUCCAGGGAUGGGCUUCGUGAAGAUUCAUGCUCCCUGGAACGUUCUCUGUCGAGAGGCCGAGUUCAUGAAGCUAAAGAUGCCCACCAAAAAGGUGUAUGAAGUGAAGAAGUCGAGCGGUGUUGUGGGGAAGAUCAGUUCUCUGGUCAGUAAAGUUCUGGAGCCUCUUCACCCUCAUGUUGAGGAACAUCAACCAAAGAACAUCAAACAUCUGUCACACACUUUCUCCAGGGAAAAAGAACACUUGUUUGACCUCUCAGACAAAGAUUACUUCUUUGACAGCAAAACCAGGAGUUCAAUAGUUUUUGAAGUCCUAAAGAGAACAAAAUGCAAGGCCAAGUACAGCAUGGGUAUAACCAGUCUCCUUGGCAGUGGUGUAUAUACGGCAGCCUACCCUCUUCAUGAUGGAGAUAUUAAUGAAAGAGCAGAGCCCAAUGACAGAAAGCUUCUGUAUGAGGAGUGGGCAAACUAUAGUGUCUUCUACAAGUACCAGCCCAUCGGUCUUGUGCGGAAGUAUUUUGGUGAGAAGAUUGGUCUGUACUUCGCCUGGUUGGGCCUGUAUACCCAGAUGCUGAUUCCUGCCUCUCUAGUGGGGGUCAUUGUCUUUCUGUAUGGAUGUGCAACAGUCGAUGACAAUAUACCAAGCAUGGAGAUCUGCCACCCAAAGAACAACAUCACCAUGUGUCCUCUGUGUGACAGAGUGUGCAGCUACUGGAAACUUAGUACAGCCUGUGGAACGGCUCGGGCCAGUCACCUGUUUGACAACCCUGCCACUGUUUUCUUCUCUAUAUUCAUGGCUCUGUGGGCUGCCAUGUUCAUGGAGCAUUGGAAGAGAAGGCAGAUGAGACUGAACUAUGAAUGGGACCUGACGGGGUUCGAAGAUGAGGAGGAAGCUCUCAAGGACCACCCCAGGGCCGAAUAUGAAUUCAGGGUCAUGCAAAAGUCUAUGUGCAAAGAUCAGAAAUCACAGCAGAAGGUGGAAAAGCUCACGUAUCGUGACCGCCUCCCUGCCUACAUGACUAACAUUGUCAUGAUGCUGUUAAUGAUUGGUGUUACAUUUGCCAUUGUGUUUGGUGUGAUCCUCUACCGAAUCUCCACCAAAGCCGCUCUGCAUAUGAGCUCCAAUCCUAUCACACGGAACCACGUGCAGCUGACAGUUAAAACCACUGCAGCCAUUAUCAACCUGGUGGUCAUCCUCAUUUUGGAUGAGGUGUACGGAGCUGUGGCACGAUGGCUCACUGUGUUAGAGGUUCCUAAAACAGACAAGAGUUUUGAGGAACGACUCAUCUUCAAGACCUUCAUUCUAAAGUUCUUCAAUGCUUUCACUCCCAUCAUCUACAUUGCUUUCUUCAGGGGAAGACUGGUCGGCAGACCUGGCAGCUACCUGUAUGUGUUUGAAUCCUACAGAAUGGAGGAGUGUGCUCAUGGAGGCUGUCUGAUGGAGCUGUGCAUCCAGCUGAGUAUCACCAUGUUGGGAAAGCAGCUCAUACAGAACAACCUAUUUGAGAUUGGAGUACCCAAACUGAAGAAGCUGAUUCGCUACAUUCGGUCCAAACAAGCUGCUUUUCAAGAAGAAGAGAGACAGAAGAAGCUGCAGAGAUAUGAAACCGACCACUUUCUGGAGCCAUUUGCUGGAUUAACACCUGAAUAUAUGGAGAUGAUCAUCCAGUUUGGUUUUGUGACAUUGUUCGUGGCGUCCUUCCCCCUGGCUCCACUCUUUGCUCUGCUCAACAAUAUUAUUGAAAUACGACUUGAUGCCAAGAAAUUUGUGACUGAAUUGCGAAGACCAGUGGCAGCAAGAGCCAAAGACAUUGGUAUAUGGUACAACAUACUCAGAGGGGUAGCAAAAGUGGCUGUCAUCAUUAAUGCAUUCGUCAUCUCCUUCACUUCAGACUUCAUACCCCGGAUGGUCUACCAGUACAUGUACAGCCCAGAUGGCUCCAUGCAUGGAUUUGUCAAUCAUACACUGUCCUAUUUUAAUGUCAGCCACUUCCAGGAUGGCAAAGAAACUAUGGAUCCACUGCACCUUGGCUACACCAUUGAGAUUUGCAGGUAUAAAGACUACAGAGAACCUCCAUGGUCAACCACUCCAUAUGAGAUCUCCAAGGAGUUUUGGGCGGUGCUGGCUGUCCGACUGGCCUUUGUCAUUGUUUUCCAGAAUGUUGUGAUGCUGAUGAGCGACAUUGUGGACUGGCUAAUUCCAGACAUCCCUAAGGACAUAAGCCUUCAGAUCCACAAGGAGAAGAUUCUAUUGGUUGACCUCUUCAUGAAAGAAGAGCAAGGCAAGGUCUAUAUCCUGGAGAGCAGGGCCUCUGCAGGGGGCAAGGAGAAUUGCAGCAGGAGCAACAACAACAGCACAAUGGCUCAGCCUCGCUCUGGACUGCACACCAAUAGCACCAAAAACCUCUAAUGACAGUGAC